CUAACGUAAGCAUUGUUUCAAUAAUAUGUUUCUGUGACUGUAUGACCAACUUUUGAAGCAAUGUUUUUCCAAGGUUUGAGACGUAUUGGUGCAAUUUUUUGUGGUAUUGCAUGGCUGGACUGAAAGUGGCAUUUCAAUAGAGAUUUUGAUUACGCAAAUCUUAAUUGCAGGUAUAGCUAACUUGAAAUGAUUAACAGGGUAUUUUCACAAGUUUCAAAUGUCUUGUACCGACGAAAACACCAAUCUUUAACAACCUUACUUUAUCGGUUAGGUGUGUUGUAUUCGAAAUGAUAUUCCGAAAUGAAACCAAUUAAUAAGUUUGGACUUUGAGGAAAUAACAAUGCUGGUGAACAUCGUACGAGGUCGGGGGAGAGGAUCGUUGCCUACAGAAUUUCAAAACUAUCGAAGCAAGUUUAGUUAAGUUUGUCUUUAUGGGAAAGUUUCUUGGUAAAUAGAGACUCGCGCUCUGUAUUCAGUAUUACACUAAACAGGCAGUUUAACAGCUUUGCUGCAGGUCCCUUAAACCAAGCGCCAUUUUGUAUGAAAGAAUCUGACAGAGACAAGCUAAGCUAAUUUGAAAUUAUUUCCUUCAAUUAUCCUACGUUACCUCUCUAAAAUAUAACAGAUUUAAUUCUUGCAGUCUUAAACGUUAGGAGAGUUUAAAUAAUAGAGUCACAUUCGAUCAUUUACAUGAUUCCUAAAACACAGGAAUUUUCGAGAACGUUCAUUUAAUUCACAUUUAUUAUUGCAUAUCAAGCAAUUGAGAAUUUCGAGAGCUUAGACGACAAAUAUACCACUUAUCAUUUGAUCCUUUCAAUUGUUAUUUGCAUUAGCAUUUCUAUUCGAGACGAUACCUUUUUGCAAAGAAAUUAUCUCUUUUGUUUUGAAAGUAAGUUUCCAUUUCAUUGUCGUUGUUCAAACAGCAAAUAAUGGUGGUUCCAGAGAAAGCAGGUAGAUAAAUGAGCAGGUUUCUUUUCCCACUGAUGUAAAUAGUCCUUGAGUUGGAACUGAGCAAUCGUUAUCAAAAUGUAUAAUGCUUGCAACAGAUAACCAAAAGAUCAAUGCGGUUAAGUGUUGCCCUGAAUCUUGUUUGAUGUUCUGUAGAAUCAAAUAAAACCUUCGGGAAAAAUGGAAUUUGUGCUAUUUCCUUAAUGAAAGAAACUUGAAUUUAACACAAAAAUUAUUCUAAGUUUUUCAAGAUACACCAGAACGACAGAUUAGCCUUUAUCACUCAGGCAAGCAACAAUUCUCUCCUUUUUGUUUGUAUGGAAAUGAAUUUUGGCAAAUACAUUUUCACUAGAAAUCUGUUCAUGGCAGUUGAUAAAAAGCCGGAGAGUUCACUCAAUAACUGUGAAAAAAAUAUUUGUUGCAUCCUUUAUUGUACAAAGAUGUUUCUUAGAAAAAGGAAAGGUCGGCUUUGGGCAUAAUCUAUUCGAAUUCAAAUUGAUGCACGUAAUCUAAAACUCACAAAAAUUAAUCAUUCAAGCUGGAAGUAAAAUAUUUGCAAUUUUCACCUUUUUCGAUUCACAAAAAAAAGUUAUAAUUAUGGAAUAAAACAAAGCAACUCUAUUGCAUUACGGAGAGAUAGCCGAAUUCAUGGGAUUCACUAGGUCCUGAUAUCAAUUUUCCUUCAUAAUUAUGUCUUAAACUCUAUCAUUACAUCCAGUUCAGUGUACGGUUUUUAAAGAAGCAAAAUAACCUGUUAUGAACCAAUCACGGUGGGAAUCCACCGAGCUAAGAUGGCAAGCCUGGUCAAGUGUUUAAUUUCCCUGAUAUCCAAGCGCCGAAUACUUUCUAUUGAUCUCAGUUCAUAAAUUAUGAAUGUAAAGGUCUUAAAUUCACAAAGCACAAGAGUGAAAUCGAAGCAAAACAAUGAUCCCAAAUGCAACAUGAAUCAUAUUUGCUUACUUUUUCUGCGCGGUUAUAUGCCGAGAGAGACAAGCACCUUAUGCACUUAGAGACGUGCUAAAAUCAAGAGCAGAGUUUGGCAUGCUUGGUUGUUGUCGACGUGUUUACAUCUGUGUAUAGGCAGGGAACAAAAAGGGAGCAGGGGACAAAAAGUUGUCUUGACAAAACCUGAAGCCUGACACAAUUAUCGCUCUAAGAAAAUUAGCAUCUGUAUCCAAUCGAGGAUGACAGAUGUUGAAACCGAGCUUAUAACGGGCCAACCGCCUAAAUGCGAAGGAAGUACACAGAAUGUCUAUUUUGAUGAUGACGUCGACCCUGGCUCGAUUAAUCCUUUCGACAGUCCGAGGAUUUCACUUGUGAAUCAAUGUGAUAGCGAAUCAGAAACAUGGACUGAGCGCCGUGUGAGGAUUAAUGUUGGAGGCAGAAAAUUCCAAACAUGGGAAAGUACGCUAAGAAAAUACCCUGACACGCUUCUCGGAUCAAACCAAAAAGAGAAAUAUUUUGACUACAAUAGUCGGGAAUAUUUCUUUGACCGAGAUCCAGGAUUUUUCCGGCAUAUUUUGAAUUUCUACCGGAAAGGCAAGCUACACUUCUCGGCAGAGCAGUGCGAGCUUCCCUAUGAGGAGGAGCUAGACUUCUACCGCAUUGACGCUGAAUACAUUGCUCCUUGCUGCAGGGACGAGUUUGAGCCUCUUCUAAGCAGAGUUGACGAUGACGAACACUUGGAGUCUGUUGUUUUUCCAUUGCCACCAAAACUGCUAUCAGGAAAGACAUUCAGGGGCAAAUUACACGUCAUAAUGCGUUACCCAGAAGUAAGUUUUGUUGGCAAAUUCGUUUUUUAUCUCGUUGCGUCAGCAAUUAUCGUCAGCGUUAUUACAACAGUAGUGGAGACUGUUUCUUGCGGGGAGAAAAAAUGCGGAGAACAGUUUCCGAACGUUUUCAAAGUAGCGGAUACAAUAUGCGUAAUUAUAUUUCUGGUGGAAUUCUGUUUGUCACUAUAUGCAUCCAAAGACCGGCUGAAACACUUGAGGUCACUAAACACAGUCGUAGAUGCGUUCGCCAUAUUGCCAUUCUUCAUCAACGUAACUGUUGAGGCGCUCAGCGAAAGCAGCAACGCAGAGGUCCAAGCACUGGUAAUUCUCAGGGUCUUUCGCAUCUUUAGAGUUUUCAAACUGAUGCGAAUAUCCGAAAGACUGCAGAACCUUGCGAAGUCUUUAAGAGCAAGUGCACCAGACCUGCUGUUCCUUUGUUUUACAAUCUUUUUGUGCGUUCUUAUUUUCUCGUCGAUAAUAUUCUAUAUGGAGCAGUUGGAAGGGAAUCCCGAGUUCACAUCGAUUCCAGCAGCUAUGUGGUUCGGCGCCCAAACUAUGACGACCCUUGGCUACGGCGAUAUCACACCGAGCACAGCUAUUGGCAAAAUUGUCGCUGCCGUUUUUUGUCUAGCUGGGAUUUUGGUUAUUGCUUUGCCAGUUCCCAUCAUUGAAAUGAAACAGAAACUUGCAGCACAGUGUGAGCGACCAAGUCUUGAAAAUCUGAGACGUAAAAGACGGCUUGAAAUACAAAUGGAGGAACAAAAUGGACAUGGUAACACAAGCAGUGAGCCUGGCAGAUGUCAUUUACACAGAGAAGCGGUAGUCGACCUUUGAAUUCAAGCAUCAUAGAACCAGCCUAUCGACUGUUACGUCAGAUGACAUUUUCGAACUCAACUGGGUCACCUUAGAACGGCAGUAUUAGGGGUAUCCAAACAGAAUUAGAAAAUAAGCACUCAAUAGAGUUUAUAAUAACAGCCUAGCCUAAACUUCAAGAGCCGAUAAAAUAACAAAAUAGCCUUGAAUGCUCAACAAGUAGUAAUUUUUAAAACCAAAUAAACUGUUAUUUCUAAAUCUGUCAAUGCAUGCCAACUGUUUCCAAGGUACACGCCUCAAAUUUCGGGCCUCAAAUGAGCACUGAACUACAUCAAUGUUCACUGAACCUUUUUCCCCAAAAGGAAUGGGAAAAUAACAGGAGUCUGUUUUCUUCUUACUAUUCAGUGCCUGUGAAACCCCUUCCCCCUCCCUCCUGGAAAGUUUCAAAUUCUUCCCCAGUCUCUAUCCACAAGAUAUAUACACCUGAACUUGAUUCUUCAUCUCAUAAGUAAAUGGUUCUUCAAUAUUUUGUUUAGUUGAUUGCUAGUUUUCAAAGUAGAGAAUAAAGGAUGAAUUAUUUAAAUAAUUACAAGCACGUGUUCAAUCUUAUGUUGAGUAUAAUUAAUAGAAUCAUAAAAGAUGCAAAUUUGCCAA
Molecule: messenger RNA, 4187 nt
Organism: Rhopilema esculentum
Lineage: Eukaryota; Metazoa; Cnidaria; Scyphozoa; Rhizostomeae; Rhizostomatidae
Product: potassium voltage-gated channel protein Shal-like
Biological process (GO): protein homooligomerization; potassium ion transmembrane transport; action potential
Cellular component (GO): voltage-gated potassium channel complex; membrane
Molecular function (GO): protein binding; voltage-gated potassium channel activity
Source: RefSeq, a predicted model, not a curated record